This is a messenger RNA of Dentiscutata erythropus, 1971 nucleotides long. The record is from the annotation of a GenBank genome assembly. Lineage: Eukaryota; Fungi; Glomeromycota; Glomeromycetes; Diversisporales; Gigasporaceae.
AUGAAUAAUAUUAGUGAAGACAUUGAAUUGUCAAAAGAGGAUAUUGAAUUUUUUAAAGAGCAUGAACAAUUUAUCGGGUUUUUGACUAAAUCAGAGGAUUCUGAUACGGAACAAAUUUAUGAAAAAACCCCUCGAUCAAAUAAAUCUUGGAUACCUAAAGAACCCACAAAACUUCCCAUUAAACUUCCUGAUGGUAAAAUAAAACAUCAAGAAACUAAUAAUGACUCGAAUAAUGAAAAUGAAGAAAAAGACGAAAUUUCUUCCUUAGAUAGUGAUAAUUAUGAUGAGAAUCUACAAGAUGACAUGAAAAUUGAUAAAUCAGAUGAGAAUUAUGUUGCAUCAAGCAAUAAUGAUAUUAUUCAAAAAAAAGAGGAGUUAGCCAUUAUAGCUCAAACGAUUACUGAAGAUCCAGAAAAUAAUAUCGGGCAACUUAAAAUUUUGAGAGAGAUCGCAACGAAUAAUAAUCUAACAAUCAAGAAGCUGGCAUUAUUGACUCAGCUUGUAGUAUAUAAAGACAUCAUUCCCGGUUAUCGGAUACGACAAUUGACUGAUAAAGAAAAGGCUACAAAGGUAUCAGAAGAAGUCAAAAAAUUACGACAUUUUGAACAAAGUCUUGUAUCUAAUUAUCAAGCUUAUUUAAAAUCUCUGGAAACCGAAUUGAAAGAACACGCUAUCGCAGAGACAGCAUUAAAAUGUAUGUGUGAUCUCUUGAUGUCGGUCACACAUUUUAAUUUUCGAUCGAAUUUGAUGAUGACUAUUGUGAGCAGGACGAGUACUGUCGAAUUCACUAAGAUGUCUGCGAUGUGUUGUGAGGCAAUAAUUGAAGUCUUUAAAAAUGAUGAGUCCGGCGAAGCAAGUUUAGAUGCAAUUAAAUUAAUAACUAAGAUGAUUAAAUCCAAAGGUUAUGUUGUGCAUGAAGAGAUUUUGAAUACUUUUUUGCAUCUCCGAUUAAAAGAAGAACUAAGUAUUAAAGCAUCAAAUAAUGAGAGUUCCAUCAAUAAUCAAGCCAAAGGUAAAAAGAGAAAAUAUGAUAAACAAAAACCAAAAAAGCAUUUGUCAAAAAAAUUGAAGAAAUUGGAUAAAAAGAGAAAAGAAGUUGUAAAGGAAAUGAAAGAGGCUAAUGCUGUUGUGGAUAAAGAGGAAAGAGAAAAAAGGCACACAGAAACAUUGAAAUUGGUCUUUAUUACUUAUUUUCGAAUAUUAAAACAUGCCAAUUCGUCCCCGCUCUUAAUUUCUGCCUUGGAAGGACUAGUAAAGUUAUUUGCGCAUCUUAUCAAUGUUGAGUUUUUUAAUGAUUUACUAGAAUUACUCAAAAAGAUAAUGAUUACUCCACAAACUGAAGACGAUAACGGCAAUUCUAGUAGGAGAGUAGAUACACGGAUAAGUUUAUUAUGCAUAAUAACUGCAUUUCAGCUACUUUCUGGUGAAGCACUUAAUAUCGAUCUAAAAGAUUUCUAUACACAAAUGUAUAAAAUAUUAAUGCCGCUUGCACUAAAUCCAUACAUGGAACUAAAUGAAAAUAUAAGAAAGCGAAGGACAAUAGCGGAUAACAAUAAAGAUGAAAUUAGAUAUAGUAAUAAUAUAAGUGUGUCAUCAGAACAACAACUAUUGAUGGAAGGAUUUGAUUACAUGUUUUUUAAGAAAAGAACGAUUCCCAUUGAAAGAUCUGCAGCAUUUUUGAAACGACUUUCAAUUUCGUGCUUAAACUGGCCGAGUAAAACCGUGUUAAUAUGCUUAGAAAAAAUGCAAAAAAUGAUUCAGAAACAAUCACGAUUAGAUGCACUAUUAAUAUCGGACGAUAGAAUCUGCAAUGGAGUAUAUCGCGCAGACUUGGACGAUCCUGAACUAUGCAAUCCACUGACAACCAAUUUGUGGGAGUUGAGUUUAUUAGAGAGCCAUUAUGAUCCAAAAGUACGUGCUAUGGCAACAUCAUUAGCAACUUUUGUGCCGAAUGGUGAAAGACCCUUGUGA